CGCCCAGGCCUCGGGCCGCGGAAUCGCAGCUUGGCCGGCUCUCGGCGACGCGGCGCCCGGCCCGCUGUCCGGCGUCAGGCUCUGCUGGGGCCCGCGUCCUCGCGGUCAGGCGGUCACGGGGCUCGGCGCGGUGCACCUGCCCAGUUGAAGAUCAGUUGAAAACAUUCAAGAUCAUAAACUUUAGAUGACAAAAAUGGAUAUUCGAGGUGCUGUGGAUGCUGCUGUCCCAACCAACAUCAUCGCAGCUAAGGCUGCAGAAGUUCGUGCAAACAAAGUAAACUGGCAGUCCUAUCUUCAGGGCCAGAUGAUUUCUGCUGAAGACUGUGAAUUCAUUCAGAGAUUUGAGAUGAGAAGAAACCCUGAAGAGAAGCAGGAGAUGCUUCAAGCUGAAGGCAGCCAGUGUGCUAAGACAUUUAUUAAUCUGAUGACUCACAUCUCCAAAGAGCAGACAGUGCAGUACAUAUUAACAAUGGUUGAUGACAUGUUACAGGAAAAUCACCAGCGUGUCAGUAUUUUCUUUGACUAUGCAAAACGCAGCAAGAGCACUGCUUGGCCUUACUUUCUGCCAAUGUUGAAUCGCCAGGAUCCAUUUACUGUUCACAUGGCUGCAAGAAUUAUUGCAAAGUUAGCAGCUUGGGGGAAAGAAUUGAUGGAAGGCAGUGACUUAAAUUACUAUUUCAAUUGGAUAAAAACUCAGCUGAGUUCACAGAAACUGCGUGGUAGCGGUGUUGCUGUUGAAACAGGAACAGUCUCUUCAAGUGAUAGUUCUCAGUAUGUGCAGUGUGUUGCUGGGUGUCUACAGCUAAUGCUCCGGAUCAAUGAGUACCGCUUUGCCUGGGUGGAAGCAGAUGGGGUGAACUGCAUCAUGGGAGUUUUGAGUAACAAAUGUGGCUUUCAACUUCAGUAUCAAAUGAUUUUUUCAAUAUGGCUUCUGGCAUUUAGUCCUCAAAUGUGUGAACACCUUCGGCGCUACAAUAUCAUUCCUGUUCUGUCGGACAUCCUUCAAGAGUCUGUCAAAGAGAAAGUAACAAGAAUUAUUCUUGCAGCCUUCCGUAACUUUUUAGAAAAAUCAACUGAAAGAGAAACUCGCCAAGAAUAUGCUUUGGCUAUGAUUCAGUGCAAAGUUCUGAAACAGCUGGAAAACUUGGAACAGCAGAAGUAUGAUGAUGAAGAUAUCAGUGAAGAUAUCAAAUUUCUUUUGGAAAAACUUGGUGAGAGUGUGCAAGACCUUAGUUCAUUUGAUGAAUACAGUUCAGAACUUAAAUCUGGAAGGUUGGAGUGGAGUCCUGUACACAAGUCUGAGAAAUUUUGGAGAGAGAAUGCUGUGAGGUUAAAUGAGAAGAAUUAUGAACUCUUGAAAAUCUUGACAAAACUUCUGGAGGUAUCAGAUGAUCCACAAGUCUUAGCUGUUGCUGCUCAUGAUGUUGGAGAAUAUGUGAGGCAUUAUCCACGGGGUAAACGGGUUAUUGAGCAGCUUGGUGGAAAACAGCUGGUAAUGAACCACAUGCAUCAUGAAGACCAGCAGGUCCGCUACAACGCUCUGCUGGCUGUGCAGAAGCUCAUGGUGCACAACUGGGAAUAUCUUGGUAAACAACUCCAGUCGGAGCAGCCUCAGACUGCUGCUGCCCGCAGCUGAGCUGCUGUCCAGCUUUUCUGUACCGCUGAUGGACCACCUGAGUGAGAACUUCAAUCCUUAGGGUCAAAAAUAAAUCAUUUUUAAUUUAAUGAUAAUUUUCUUCUUUUUUGCUGCUUUUCCCCAGUGAUAAUUUCUAGAAAAAUUGUUUGCUUGUUAAGUUGUAUUAAAGUAGGUGUUAUUUGUGUCUAUGGAAAAUAUUACUGUUGCAUAUACUGCUUACAAUUUCUGUAUUUAUUGUAUUCUAGAAAUGACUAUAAUUAUUAAAGGAUUCUCACUCCAUA
Messenger RNA from Jaculus jaculus (lesser Egyptian jerboa), 1917 nucleotides. RefSeq names its product ATPase H+ transporting V1 subunit H (gene Atp6v1h). Gene Ontology annotation, biological process: proton transmembrane transport. Gene Ontology annotation, molecular function: proton-transporting ATPase activity, rotational mechanism. The transcript is spliced from 14 exons. Gene Ontology annotation, cellular component: lysosomal membrane; vacuolar proton-transporting V-type ATPase, V1 domain. Bases 185 to 1636 code for a protein of 483 amino acids. Lineage: Eukaryota; Metazoa; Chordata; Mammalia; Rodentia; Dipodidae. The record is from RefSeq and is a predicted model, not a curated record.